GCGUGACCGCGGCAGGUUGGUCCUGGAGCAGAUGAGCGCAGAAUAUUUAGGCGAAAGCGAGAGGCGGGGGGGAGCGCGGGGCAGGAGGAGUACCUCGGCCAAGAAAAUUAUGCAUGCGUUAGGGAAGCUCUGAGAGAAUGGCUGUGGAAGCUCUCCACUGUGGUUUGAAUCCACGGGGUAUUGAUCACCCUGCCCGUGCUGAAGGUAUUAAACUGCAAAUUGAAGGUGAAGGUGUGGAAUCUCAGUCCAUUAAAAACAAAAAUUUCCAGAAGGUGCCUAACCAAAAAGGAACCCCCAAGCGACUACAGGGAGAAGCUGAGACGCCUAAGUCAUCUACAGUGAAGCUGUCAAAACCAGUGGCUCUAUGGACCCAGCAGGACGUCUGCAAGUGGUUGAAGAAACAUUGUCCGAAUCAGUAUCAGAUCUACAGUGAGUCAUUCAAACAGCAUGACAUAACUGGACGAGCGCUGCUGAGACUCACAGACAAAAAGCUUGAGCGCAUGGGGAUCGCCCAGGAGAACCUCCGGCAGCACAUCUUGCAACAGGUGCUCCAGCUGAAGGUGCGAGAAGAAGUCAGAAACCUGCAGUUACUCACACAAGCCUCAGCCGAGGGUUCUCCAUAAACACGGUUAGCCUUCCAAGCUGCUGUCCUGCCAGUCGGUAUGAACAUGGCCUGCCUGCUCCCCACAGAAAGACUAACUCAUGGCCCUGCCAGAAGAGAUCCUUGGAGCAUUGACAGAUUAACCGGAUUAAAUGAAAAAACACCCACUCAGUCAAGAUUAUAAGCUUUGGGAAAAAAAAAAAAAUCUUAGUUUGCUGUGGAUUUUAAAAUGA
This is a messenger RNA of Sciurus carolinensis (gray squirrel), 834 nucleotides long. It is a transcript of the gene Samd12, whose product is annotated as sterile alpha motif domain containing 12. The transcript has 5 exons. Bases 138 to 623 code for a protein of 161 amino acids. The record is from RefSeq and is a predicted model, not a curated record. Gene Ontology annotation, cellular component: cytoplasmic side of plasma membrane. Gene Ontology annotation, molecular function: protein binding. NCBI's taxonomy places the organism in Eukaryota, Metazoa, Chordata, Mammalia, Rodentia, Sciuridae. Gene Ontology annotation, biological process: cell surface receptor protein tyrosine kinase signaling pathway.